GACAAACACGAUGUGAUAUUAACGAAUUUACUUGUGAUAAUGGAGAUUGUAUUCCUGAUGGGUAUAAGUGUAAUGGUGCCAACGACUGUAUUGACAACUCGGACGAGGCAAAUUGUGCGUGUGGUGCUGAUCAAUUUACUUGUGACAAUGAAGAAUGCAUACCACAAAAUUGGCAGUGUGAUGAUUGGGAUGACUGUGGUGACAACAGCGAUGAAGAUGGAUGUGUAUGUGACGUAGAUGAAUUUACCUGUGAUAAUGGAUAUUGUAAACCUUCAAGUUGGAUAUGUGAUGGUUAUGACGAUUGUGGAGACAACUCAGAUGAGCAGAACUGUGGACAAACAGGAUGUGAUAUUAACGAAUUUACUUGUGAUAAUGGAGAUUGUAUUCCUGAUGGGUAUAAGUGUAAUGGUGCCAACGACUGUAUUGACAACUCGGACGAGGCAAACUGUGGGUGUGAUGUUGACGAAUUCACUUGUGAUAAUGGAAAUUGUAAACCUUCCAACUGGAUAUGUGAUGGUGAUAACGAUUGUGGGGACAACUCAGAUGAGCAGAACUGUGGUGGUGCUUGGUCUGACUGGUCAGUUUGGGGGUCUUGCAGCGUUAAUAAUGAAUUCUGUGGAGUUGGUGAAAAGAUGAGGUAUCGACAAUGUCUUGACGAGGUCUUGGGAUGUAGGGGAGAAGAAGCCGAAUAUCAACUAUGUGAAAUGAAUGACUGCGUUGAGGCAGAUUCUGGAUGUGGUAGUCGAGUUACCGUCAGCCAACCUCGCAUAGUAGGUGGCGAAGAUGCUCUUCCUGGAGAGGCGCCAUGGCAGGCGCAGAUGUUCUAUAUACCACACGAUGACGUUGUGUGUGGUGGAACCCUUGUAGGACCAAAACACGUCAUUUCAGCCGCUCAUUGCUUUGAUAAUCCUCCAAACCCAGCAGUUUGGAUGAUUCGUCUCGGUAGAUAUACAAGAGGCAAACCACUAAGUCCCGCUGAUGGUGAAUCAGUCGAGGUUGGCGUUGAAGAAAUCAUAAUCCACGAAAAAUAUGACACACCAGUGGAUAGCGACAAUGAUAUAGCCUUAGUUAUUCUCGACACAGAAGUUGAUCCAAGUGAUUUCAUUAACUAUGCUUGCCUCAAUUAUAACAUCACAUUCCACGGGGACAGCUCGUGUUUUGUCUCUGGAUGGGGGACUUUACAACAGGGUGGGUCUCUACCCAAUAUUCUGCAGAAAGCAUAUGUUCCUAUACUUCCCGAUGAUAUUUGUAGAAUUCUUAAUGGAGAAUCUUCGGUAACUGAUAAUAUGAUGUGUGCUGGUUACAUUGCCGGUGGUAUCGAUUCGUGUCAGGGUGAUUCUGGUGGUCCGUUGGUCUGUAUUAACACAGAUGAAAACACUGGUAUUAGUCGAUGGCAUUUAGCUGGAAUAACCAGCUGGGGUUAUGGGUGUGCCCUGGCUAAUAACCCUGGUGUGUACACACGUGUAUCUCGGUAUUACGAAUGGCUACACGGGCAUGGUGCAAUGUAAUUACCAGCGACGCGGUGCAGAUUCAUGACUAACUGACGACUGAAUUUAAUAUGCAAUCAAUAUUAUUAUGUUUUGAUAAAACAGGGAUAUGGGACAAAGCCAAAUACGGGAAUUGUGCCUCGGGCUGUAAGUCAUAAUCCCAUGACAAUGGCUCUAUAUACUCAUUGUGAGACACAUUACAUUUAAUCAUAUCUUUUUCUUAAAUCUUGUGAAUGAAUGUAGAUAAAACACACAUACACACACAAUUCUUCAUAAGACUGGCUAAUAAUUGAACGCGCCAAUCAUGCUAAAGUAAAUGAUACUAUUAUUUUCACAUAGACUUAGUAGCAUUUUGUGUUGAACAGAAGCAAUGCGUUAAGCAACUGAAUAUGAACAAUACAUAUUUGGACUUCUACAACAUUGUGACAUUUUAUCGAGUCUGUAACAUCAUACCCCCUACAUACAUAGGAAUUAAUUGUGUUAGGACCACUUAGUAGUAUGAAUAUUAAGAUUGUAUUUGUGUGUGUAUGUUUGUUUUUUUUGCAAAUCAAUAAGUGGGUCCAAAUAUAAUAGUCUAUACAAGAAUGAUUUAAAAUUCAUUAUUAAAAACUUGUUCUGUGUAUUUGUAGAGUUUCACUUUUGACAUCGACAUUACUCUGCCAUAAUCGUGAACGUCAGAGACAGAAAUAAGUUUAUGCAAGUUACUCUGGAUACUAACGACACGUGCGUGUAGAUUUUAUUUAUUUUAAUUGUGUGUUUCUAUGGUUUCUAUGGCAUUAAAAAUGCAGGGG
Saccoglossus kowalevskii is the source of this 2278-nucleotide messenger RNA. RefSeq lists its product as uncharacterized. NCBI's taxonomy places the organism in Eukaryota, Metazoa, Hemichordata, Enteropneusta, Harrimaniidae. Gene Ontology annotation, biological process: proteolysis. Gene Ontology annotation, molecular function: serine-type endopeptidase activity; protein binding. Gene Ontology annotation, cellular component: plasma membrane; signaling receptor complex. The record is from RefSeq and is a predicted model, not a curated record.